This is a messenger RNA of Babjeviella inositovora NRRL Y-12698, 2040 nucleotides long. RefSeq lists its product as uncharacterized. Bases 130 to 1992 code for a protein of 620 amino acids. Lineage: Eukaryota; Fungi; Ascomycota; Pichiomycetes; Serinales. The record is from RefSeq and is a predicted model, not a curated record. The transcript has a single exon.
GCGAAGCAGUCGCUACAAUCACUCGCAACAUACUCUUUACCCAUAUUACUGUAAACACAAAUACCAUUCCAUUGAUAAUUGUUCGAUAUACAGGCAGAGCCCUUCCCAAAAGCCCUACUUACUCUGAACAUGGCCUACCCAGCUGGAUUGGAGUCCCCGGCCAGACGUUAUGAAGAUACCAAGGAUACCCCCCGCUUUUCGCCAUAUCCCAACAAAGAAAAUCCUGAAGGCACUUCUAUAUUGCGACUUGACACUGUGAAUCCCGAUGAGUUUGACUUUUCAGUCCCGUUUACACCGACGUUUGUAAUGUCAGCUACUGAGAGUUUUCCUAACUUCCCCUCCCUUCAGGAAACCAGCACCCCUCGAAGCAGAGCCGGGAGCGUCUACCCCGAUGCUGAAGAUAUUCUUAUUCCUGACCCGGUAGACUUUUCGCAUCUACAAGUGAGUCCCUCUCGGUCGCUCUACUCCGCUUACUCUACCUUGAGUGGUGACGAAGAAUUGGCCCAACUUAAGGGGAGCCUCAUGAGUGGGGCCAGCUCUCCAGGAUUCCUAAACAUUCCUUUUGAUCUUCUAGAAUCAGAGAAAGAUGGUGAAUGGGAGGCAAAAGAAGACACAGGUCCGUUAGACAGUGCAGAGAGAGAUAGUAGAUUGUGUGAUACAUAUUACGUCCCUUCCAGAACCCUGGAAACGAAAAUCACACGCAAUGAGCAAACCUCUUCGUUAAGAAGCCCAGGAAAGGAAACUGUGCCAUAUAACCGAGACUCCGCUCCUUCGGUAAGUCCAGAAGGAGGGCCCAGGGCGUACAAUGAUGUAUUUCCGUCUGGUGAGGCAAGCAGGCCCUUCGACACUAUUCAACCCAGUUUCUCAGACGUGCCAGAAGCAUCAUCCAGAGACUUGGGAAGCUCGCUCAACUCUCUGCUUCCAGAAGCCCCCUCCGACUCCUCAGUGCGCUCCCAUAAAUCAAGGAAUUCGUGGUUUGCGCCUCGCUCAAGGGAUGCAAGCAAAGGAAACCCCGAGAAGGCGUCCGACCUCACGGACAGUAUUAUGCCACGGCUUCAAUCCGAAUACUACCGCGAGCUUACUCUCAAAUGGGACGACAUGACUGAAAUUUCCCUCUUCGGGGGAUUGCUAGGGGACCUCUUCCAUGGCCAACACACACACGAUGUUCUCUUCAACUAUGUGCUCCACGCGACUCCAUGUACCGAUUUUCCACAAAGCUAUGCCUCUGGUCUUGAUAUAACUUUAUCCAAGGCCCAACUAUUUGACAUAAUUCGCCAGCAGGACUUCCUCGGACGAUACAAGAGAUUCACUGCCACCAUUGCGGAAAUGAAGGAGCAGAGCAAUGACAGCAGUCUCUUGCGGAAGUCUGAUACUGCCAACUUCCAUGCCUUGCGGGAAAAUGGAGACUUGACGCUUGGAACGCUGACAUACAAGUUCCCGCUUGCGUCGGUAUUGUACCUCAACUGGUUGCUUCAGUACGGUGAAACAAGCGCACUCAGCGAGAAGUAUACACGGUACGAAAUCUUGCCAAAGAUGUACUUUGUUGCCCGAUGCAGCUAUAUCAUUGACUACUUGUUUAAUCAAGGAUAUUUUUCUGAGGCAAUGACCACGAAGAACGGACAAGAACACCUCCUCUCAAGGUUUGUCGACAAGGACAACCAGAUCGCGCUCGCGUUGGCACUCGCGGCGAUUGCAAACUACUACCAGGACCGGCAAGCUUUUAACCACGCUUUACAUUACUAUGAGUGCGGGGCUAACGUGUGCUGCGAUCUCGACUGCUUACGAAUGACGAUCAUGGGCCUCUCCUCCGGCGUCGGCUACGGAAACGUCAAGGACAAAGACAGCAGCGCCAAUGUGCUCCACAUGGCACGCCGCAAACGGCUCAAGUUCGAGAACAAGCGACGGAUCGCGCAGUUGUAUCGGUUGAUGGAGAAGAAGAGCGGAGUGCAGGAGUUUGGCGGCUCGUGGGUCUGGAAGAAGAAGUAUGAUUAGGAACCGAACAUUGGUUUGGAAAUUGAAAUUGAUGUUAUUAAUAGUAGA